AUGGCAGGCGAAGCGGAGGCCUCUGGUGGAGACGAAGUGGUGUCCAUCCAACUCGUGGCGGGGUGCAUCAUCGUGGUGGUGGUCUUCGUGGCCAUCAUGGAGCGAAUCGUCGAGCACUUUUUGCACCUAGCGAAACGCAACAAGAAGUACAAGGAGAUGCUCGUCAAAACCAUCGGCGAACUCAUGGUCGUGGGCCUCAUUUACUUGCUGGUCAAGUUUGUGUUGUACGUGGGGGGGCUCAGCUCCCUCCAUUACCACGCGAUCGAUGCGGCGGACAUCCUGGUAUUCCUCGUCGUGAUCUUCCUCGUGCUGCAAGCACUCGUCAUCUUCGUGGUCCUGACAUACACGAACGACCUGACCGAUUUGGUGGACUUGUACUCCAUGUCGGAGCUGCUCAAGUUGCUCGAGGCAUUGUUUGUCAAAGUGUACGAGCUUCCACCGCUGUUUUCGUUCCCAAAGUACAUAUUGGAGAUCCAGGAAGACCAAGUCGUGCAGCUGGUGGACCUGCGCAUCUCGCACUGGAUCAUUCUCGUCGGGUUGUUCCUUGUAUUUUUUACCUGCACGGGGGAGAUGCAAACGUCCCAUGCGCCGUACCGCGUGGUGGACGGCAGCAGCUCGUCCGCGGUGGCCACGAGGCAAGACACCCGCGUGCUUGUCAUGGGCAUCCUCGCGGGGUCCCUCCUCUGCUGCAUGUUGCUGCUCAUGCUGGCCCUGCACCGUGCCCGGUUGUUUCUCUUGCGGCGGGCUGGUCAAUUCCUCGCCAUCCACCAAAACAGCCUCGGCGACAUCACCCCCCUGCAGAGCCGCGACGACGAAGUCAACGAACCACAGCAUUUGCAACUGUUUGUCGACGCACAGAUUCGCCAGAUGCGGGUGGUAAGAGACAUCGUGCGCAGCCGAGAGCCCUCCAAGCACCGCCAGAUCUUUGGCGCCGAGCUGCUCUAUCGACUCUACGCGAUGCUCUGUCACAAACCGCCUGCCCAUCCGAACGCGCUGGAGGCUCGGGUCCCAGGAGACAUGUUUUACUUGCCGGGGUUUUCGCUUCCCCGAGCGCAGUUCUUGACGACGUUGUUUUUACUGGUCAACGGCCUCUUUUGCGCCAUCUUGUGCACGUCUGUGAUACCGUCGAUCGAUUCUACGAACAACGGGGUGUACGUGGCAGCGUGCUGUGUGCCCAUCGGGCUCAACAUGGUCGUGGUGGCCCUAAACUUGAUUUCCAACUUUGCGAUUGUGUUGGGCGUGUGGAAGAUCGACGGCCGCGUCUUGGCCAAAACGAUUGACCACUUUGUAUAUGUCGCUAAGCUCAAGCAUCAGCUGCAUCAAGAUAUCCACCAAACCAAUAUGCAGGUUGACGAUCUUGCCGCUUCAUGGCUGACAAUUCGGACGGGUAUGUCGACAUGCACACCAUUCACGCCUUGGCGGUGUCAUGGGGCGCGUCGCUCACUCGUCAUGAGCUCAACACGCUGCUCUACAUGGAAUGCCAUUGCAGCCGCGGGCGUAUUUUGGUCGCCGAUGUGGUCGCGAUGUGCCAACCACCCAAUGGAACUGUGUCGAUUCGUGUUGACGCGUCGAUCAAGGAAUCCCCACGGGGCCACGCGGCAUACCAACGGGUAG
This is a messenger RNA of Aphanomyces astaci, 1614 nucleotides long. RefSeq lists its product as hypothetical. The coding region runs from base 1 to 1614 and encodes 537 amino acids. The transcript has 3 exons. NCBI's taxonomy places the organism in Eukaryota, Oomycota, Saprolegniomycetes, Saprolegniales, Verrucalvaceae. The record is from RefSeq and is a predicted model, not a curated record.